AGUGGGAGUGGCUGCUUAGCAAUCAUUGGAGAUGAAAGAGCUUGCUUUCUUUUUACUUCUUUUUAUUUCAACUGGCCCCGUUACUGCUGCAUAUCCUUGGCCAGACAAUGUCACUCAAUACAAAGGAUACAUUGAUCUGCAAAGCAAAGGAGGUGUAGGUGUUCACUUGUUCUAUUGGUUCUUUGAGAGCAGGAGCGCCCCCUCCACUGACCCACUGGUAAUAUGGCUGACAGGUGGGCCUGGCUGCUCUAGUGAGCUUGGGCUAUUCCUUGAAAAUGGACCUUUCAUUAUUAAUGGGACCAGCACACCAACCUACAAUCCUUAUGGUUGGAAUAGCUUUGCUAAUAUUAUCUACAUUGAUCAACCUGGAGGGACUGGUUUCUCAUACGUUGAUAAACCAAGUGAGUAUGUACAUGAUGAGACGCAGCUAGCUAUUGAUCUGUGGAACAUGAUGCUAGCAUUUUAUGAGAAAUAUCCAAAAUACUCUAAAUUGGAUCUUUAUAUUUUUGGAGAGAGCUAUGCUGGUCAUUAUGUGCCUGCUUUUGCUAGAGCAAUUUUAGCAAGCAACUCGAUCUAUUCUGAAAACUUAAAGGGAAUUGCAAUUGGUAAUGGAUGGACUGAUCCUCUUGUUCAAUACACUCAAUUUGCACCAUUUGCUCUUCAUGCUGGUAUCAUUGAUCAAGCCACUGCAGAUGCUGCUAAUAAAAUGUACCCUGCCUGCAGAGAUUUGAUUAUAGCUAAAAAGUAUGAGGAAGCCUAUGACAAGUGUGAGAAAAUGUCUGAUUUUAUACUAAAUGAAGCACAGAAGAAGCUAGGAAGAAGCAUCAAUCCUUAUGAUAUCAAACUAGACUGUCCUGUUCCUGGAUGCUUUGACAUUUCUAAUUUAACUUCUUUUCUUAAUCGUUCCGAUGUACAUGAAGAUCUUGGUGUUGGUACACACCAAUGGCAAAUGUGUAGUGAACUGGUUGAAAAGAAUCUCAUUAAUGAUGAAGUUUUGAGCUUCAAGUCUGCCCUUUCAAUGGUUUUACAAGAAAAGAAAAGAGUGUUGAUAUAUAGUGGGAAAUGGGACUACGUCUGCAAUUACUUUGGAGGAAGAGCAUGGACUAAACUAGUGGAAUGGGAAGGACAGAACCAGUUCAAUUCAGCAAGCUAUAAAGCAUGGAUGGUAGAUGGGGCAAUUGCUGGUGAAGUGAAGGCUUAUAGUGAUUUGACUUUGUUGGAGGUUAACAAUGCUGGACAUCAAGUACCAAUGUUUGUACCUAAACAGGCCCUUGAUAUACUAGACAGGUUUAUCAAGAACAAGCCUUUUGCUGCUUAUUAACUUAUUGAAGUGAUAAUAAUAAUUCAUAUUUGCCAAUGUACAUAAAAUUAAUGCUUAGCUAUUUGCUCAACUGCUUUUAUUAAAAUUGUUAUUUAAGUUGUAAAAAUUCUCUGAGAGAAAUAAGCAGCUUUUCUUUGCUG
This is a messenger RNA of Amphimedon queenslandica, 1461 nucleotides long. RefSeq names its product serine carboxypeptidase-like 49. The coding region runs from base 32 to 1321 and encodes 429 amino acids. The transcript is spliced from 14 exons. Gene Ontology annotation, biological process: proteolysis. Gene Ontology annotation, molecular function: serine-type carboxypeptidase activity. Lineage: Eukaryota; Metazoa; Porifera; Demospongiae; Haplosclerida; Niphatidae. The record is from RefSeq and is a predicted model, not a curated record.